GUCGGUUGGUUGGUUCGGUUUUGGGGUUAUUUUUUUCAUCCCUAGUGGGGGAUUCAGCAGUGAGCUGUACCUAUAGGAUCUCUGAAAUAGUGAUCCGAUUCUGCAAAUAAACAUUGGAAGGGGAAAGGAUCAGGAAGACGAAUCGAUACAGAGCGAGAAAGAAGAGAAAGAAGCCCCCCCCCCAAGUCUGCUGCAUCUGCUGCCGUAUCCCGGUGACCUAUAAAGAUCUCGAAAUAUCUGUGACGCAGAUUCUGAUAGCGAUUACUUCUAUCUCUUUCCUCACGCUAACCUCUCUCUGCACACACAUAAACGAGACAGAGAUAAUAUAUACAUUACAUAAACAUUACACCCACGCGGCCACACACAUGCGUUUCCUCUGUUCCUUAAAACUAAAAUAAACGUUUCUUUUGCUCUUCGUUUUGCGUCUUGUUUUCUUUCGAUCGACAGCUUCUUCUCUUCUGCUUUUGAGAAGGAGAAAAUGGCGUGUUCGUCGCCGCCGACGUCGAUCAAGGGUGCUGUGGUUGAUAAUGAGGAGAGGCCACAUGUUUUAGCUGUUGAUGACAGUUUAGUGGAUAGAAAACUCAUUGAAAGGCUACUCACAAACUCUGCCUGUAAAGUGACCACCGCAGAGAACGGGCAAAGAGCAAUGGAAUUAUUGGGCCUAGGAGACGGACAACAUACCAUCAAUAACAGGGAGUCUAUAAAUCUGAUCAUUACUGAUUACUGGAUGCCAGACAUGACCGGGUAUGAAUUGCUUAAAAAAAUCAAGGAGUCGUCGGACUUGAAAGAGAUACCGGUAGUGAUAGUGUCGUCUGAGAAUGUUCCAACUCGAAUCAAGAAAUGCUUAGAGGAAGGAGCUCAAGAGUUCAUGUUGAAGCCUCUCCAACAAUCAGACGUGAAGAAGUUGAGAUUUCACAUGAUGAAACUAAGCAAACCAACAAAGAGCAUGCCCUUACCCAAAUCUGCACACAAAUUCUAGAAGUCGUUGACUCAAAACCCCUAAAAAGAUGGUGUUGGUUGGCGAUGGUUUUGAGUGGGAGGAAAAUUUUGGUGACUGAGAUUGGGAGAAUCAAAAGCCUUGAACUUCACGAAGUUUUCUUCAUGUUUGAAGCUCGCGAUGGUUGUGGUGGUACGUACCUGGUGUUGUUGGAUGGGGUUGGAGAAGAUUUUUUUCUCUCGGUGGCCAGGGGAGGAGGAACGAAGGGAGAUGGAGAGUGUGGCAAAAUUGUGUUUAAUAAGUAAAACUCAAACUUCUAUUCAAAUUGUGCGUAAAAGUUUGAGUAAAGGCUGGAGAUUAUGGGAGGCUAUGGAUGGAAAGGUAAUGGAUUGGGCUCGAACAUGAAUAUUUGAGAUUUUUGUUUUAUGAAUUACGGGCAAAACAAAAUGCAUGCAAAUGUACAGCACGCAAUUCGAGUUGUACGUAUGGAUUCUUGAGAAAAUAUUUUCACUUGAGCAGAUGUUAUGAAGUCAUGAGCAAAGUUAU
Messenger RNA from Rhododendron vialii, 1483 nucleotides. RefSeq names its product two-component response regulator ARR17-like. Lineage: Eukaryota; Viridiplantae; Streptophyta; Magnoliopsida; Ericales; Ericaceae. The record is from RefSeq and is a predicted model, not a curated record. The transcript has 5 exons. Bases 479 to 979 code for a protein of 166 amino acids. Gene Ontology annotation, biological process: phosphorelay signal transduction system; cytokinin-activated signaling pathway.